Mauremys reevesii (Reeves's turtle) is the source of this 1162-nucleotide messenger RNA. RefSeq names its product olfactory receptor 52B2-like. Gene Ontology annotation, molecular function: olfactory receptor activity; G protein-coupled receptor activity. Bases 158 to 1123 code for a protein of 321 amino acids. The record is from RefSeq and is a predicted model, not a curated record. NCBI's taxonomy places the organism in Eukaryota, Metazoa, Chordata, Testudines, Geoemydidae. Gene Ontology annotation, cellular component: membrane. Gene Ontology annotation, biological process: G protein-coupled receptor signaling pathway. The transcript has 3 exons.
UUCUGCUCUCACCCCAUUAUAAACUGGGAGUGACUCCGCAGUAGUGAGUGUGUAACUGGGGUCUGCACAGACAGCUGGCACAGCAGACCUCGAGCGAACCACCCAGUGACCACAGGAUCCGUUAAGGAAACUCAAUAGAAGAUCCAAGUGAUGGUACAUGAUGCCAGCUGACAAUCACACCGUUUUUUACCCUGUAACCUACAUCCUGACCGGCAUCCCGGGUACGGAGGAGUCUCAUGUCUGGAUCUCCAUCCCCUUCUGUCUGAUGUACAUUGUGACGCUUUUUGGGAACUCUGUCUUACUAUUCAUCAUACUAACAGAACGAAGCCUCCAUGAGCCCAUGUAUCUAUUCGUGUCCAUGCUGGCUGCUGCUGAUCUGCUGUUAUCUACCACUACGGUGCCCAAGAUGCUGGCUAUAUUCUGGUUCAGAGCAGGGGAAAUUUCUUUUGCUGCCUGCCUGACCCAGAUGUUCUUCAUCCGUGCCAGUUUUAUGGCCGAGUCGGCCAUCCUGCUGGCCAUGGCGUUUGAUCGGUACGUUGCCAUCUGCGACCCCCUGAGAUACACCAUCAUACUAACCAAGUCUGUGGUUGGGAAGAUGGGGCUGGCAGUUGUCACAAGAAGUUUCUGUAUCAUUUUCCCUAUCACCUUUCUCGUGAAGCAGCUGAAGUUCUGCAGAACCAACCUCCUUCCUCACACCUAUUGUGAGCACAUGGGCAUAGCCCGGCUGGCCUGCGACGACAUCACAGUCAACAUCUGGUAUGGUAUAGCCAUGGCUAUUUUAGUAAUUGGUUUGGAUGCUGUGCUCAUUGCUUUGUCUUAUGGACUGAUCCUCAGGGCCAUCUUCCUGCUCCCCUCCAAGGACGCCCGGCUCAAGGCUCUCCGCACCUGCGGCUCCCACCUCUGUGUCAUACUGAUGUUUUACACACCAGCCUUUUUCUCCUCUUUUGCACACCAGUUUGGGCACAUCAUCCCAGGUUAUAUUCUCAACCUCCUGGCCAACCUCUAUGUGCUCAUUCCCCCCAUGUUAAACCCCAUCGUUUAUGGGGUGACAACAAAAGAGAUUCUGAAACGAGUGAUCAACGUCUUUUAUCGAUGUGGCAGCAGAAGCUUCCUGCUGAGCUAAAGGAGUCAACAGAAAAUGCUUUUGGAAUUGGAAAUUAAA